CGGUCAGAGGAAGAACAGGCAGGUCAGAGUCAGGUCAGAGCCAACUUAGCCCUCCGUCCCAUAUGCACUGGUUCUACCACCCACCCACACAAUGCAAAUCUGAGCAUUGACCUACAAGAGAAGGAACAAGACGCAGAGCUCUUACCGUCUAUCUAUGUUUGGUGGACGUUGAACACACGUUGUCAGACGGGUGUGUGUUGUCUCUUCCUAUCAGAGAUUUGUAGAUGAGAGGUCACAACCAAAUACUAUAGGCCACUAUCAGCCAGGCUUUUCACCAGGCCACUCUUAGCCAGUAAAGCAUGUCACUGUAUUUUUACUCCAGUAAUCUGGUCAGAAUUAAUGGUUAAAGUGAUAAGACAGGCUGUUUCCAGAGGGAAAGUUUGGGCCACCAUGCUUGUUAUGUAUACAGGUGAUCUACUUUUGACAGAUUGUUUUGGACAGCGUCUGAUUUAGCCCUUGUAAGUAGCUUGGCGCUAAGCUGACAGUGUGAGUCAGUGGCCUGUUGUUGUUGGGGACUAACAUGCACCCUUGGAUGCAGCCGCCGUGUUCUUGACAAUUCACUGAAGUGAGGCAUUGAAUUGAAUCCCUGCUGAAGUACCACUUUGGAUGGCCAGCCAUUUUAGCUUAAUGUGUCAGUGACUACUGAUGCAGUGAUUCACUGGUGACGCUAGAGUGUAGUUGUCACACUUGCUUGUCUACAUUUUAGUAAUUUAGCAGACGCUCUUAUCCAGAGUGACUUAUAGUAGUGAGUGCAUACAUAUUCAUACUUUAUUUUCUCCAUAUUGGUCCACCAUGGGAAUCAAACCAACAACCCUGGCGUUGCAAGUGCCAUGCUCUACCAACUGAGCCACACCGGACCUCUAGUGUGGGUAGGGCCAGGACUAAUAGCACUCUGCUGAUGUGUCUUGGGCUGAUCUGAUGACUGGGUUGUUGUAGGUUGAAUAGCCAGGAGAGUUACGGUGGACAUAGUAAAUCUGGAUUCUAUGGUUAACUGUAGUAUCAAGGAAGGUCAGAAGGAGAUUGGUGCCUUGGCUAAUGGCUAGGCUUGGGCUCUCUUCUGAAACGGCCGGAGUAACUGUCUUACUUCCUUCCGCAUAACAUUGAGUAGUACAAGCAGGUCAGACCUGUAUGUUGGCCUCCUCUUAAAUCUCAACCAGGACUGGCUGGAGCCAGAAAUGCUGCUGUAACUAAAGGUCAGAAGGCUUAAGGCCAUAGCCAGCUUAAAGCACAGAAAAACUGGGUCAUGACGUAGGAAGUGACCUAAAAUGUUCGGCCUUUGAAUUUUGUUUGAGUGAAAUGUUUUCACCAUCAGCAGGGAGAAUUUGUAUUUCUUUCAUUCCUCAUUACAUUUUCACACCAACUACAAAAGACUACAGUCAUUUGAUUGGGAAUUGUUGUAAUUGUCAAGCUGUUUAAAUGGACGAAUCUCAAGUAAAUACACUGACAUCUGUCUCUAUUAGCUUACUGUCAUAAGAUGCUCACCGCUAGCCACCAAUCAAAUUACAGCUGUUUUGAUGAAGCCAUCCAAUUAAGUGCUUCAUUUCAGCAUGCUAAUCCACUGAAUAAUGAAGGGCAGAAUGUGAAACGGUGUCAACUGCUGACCUGCUGCUCUGUGCAAUAGAAAUCUAUUAGGUGUUACGUAACAUCCACAGAGCGAUUGCAGAGGCACAUGUCGAGGCUGGCUGAUGAGGAGGUUGCCUUAAGUCAAUUUACAGACAAAAUGUAGUUGUCUGCCUGAGCUCAGCUGACUAGAGGCACUGAUAACAGGGCCCCAGAAAAGCUUAAAUAACAUAUCUUCUGUGUUUGUGAGAGUGUGUCUGUCUGUCGGUCUGUCUAUCUGUGUGUGUCUGUGUUCUCUGUGCACCACCUGCUGGUUAAAAUGUGCAACCACCGUUGUUUUGCUUCCCUGUGGGUGUAGCCAGUUGUAGAAUUUUUUAGAUUAAAUAGUAAUUGACAUGAUGAGCAUGUAUAGAAUAAGACGGACAUAAGAAUAUAGUCCAUCUUCACAUGCAAGGCUGGUAUUGAUUCUAGAGCAGGGAUGUCAAACAAAUGUUUCCCCGGGGGGCGCAUACGGUCUUCAACGAGGUCCGGAGGGCCGCACAAAAUGUGUUAUAUUUCCUUGCGUCAAGAUUUGCAACAAAUAGUCCUCUAUCCAUAGUUUUUCUGAAUAUUUUAUGCUCCCUGACUGUCUAGCUUUCAUUUCAUUUUUUACUUAAACCACCCAUGGGCCACAUUGGACCGGGCCGUAUGUUUGACACCCCUGUUCUAGAGGAUCACCUUGGUAAAGCACAACCAUGUUAACAAAGAGAAUGGCAGAAUACUAUGAUGUAAACAGGCACACGUGAGUUAGUUUCCCCCUAAGUGGCCUCCUAAGCAAUACAAAUAGUCCGGGUGGCCAUUUGAUUAGAUGUUCAGGAAUCUUAUGGCUUGGGGGUAGAAGCUGUUUAGAAGCCUCUUGGACCUAGACUUGGCGCUCCGGUACCGCUUGCCGUGCGGUAGCAGAGAGAACAGUCUAUGACUAGGGUGGCUGGAGUCUUUGACAAUUUUUAGGGCCUUCCUCUGACACCGCCUGGAUGGCAGGAAGCUUGGCCGCAGUGAUGUACUGGGCCGUACGCACUACUCUCCGUAGUGCCUUGCGGUUGGAGGCAGAGCAGUUGCCAUACCAGGCAGUGAUGCAACCAGUCAGGAUGCUCUAGAUGGUGCAGCUGUAGAACCUUUUGAGGAUCUGAGGACCAAUGCCAAAUCUUUUCAGUCUCCUUAGGGGGAAUAGGUUUUGUCGUGCCCUCUUCACGACUGUCUUGGUGUGCUUGAACCAUCUUAGUUUGUUGGUGAUGUGGACACCAAGGAACUUGACGCUCUCAACCUGCUCCACUACAGCCCCGUCGAUGAGAAUGGGGGCGUGCUCGGUCCUCUUCUUUUUCCUGUAGUCCACAAUCAUCUCCUUUGUCUUGAUCACGUUGAGGGAGGGGUUGUUGUCCUGGCACCACACGGCCAGAUGUCUGACCUCCUCCCUAUAGGCUGUCUCGUCGUUGUCGGUGAUCAGGCCUACCACUGUUGUGUCAUCGGCAAACUUAAUGAUGGUGUUGGAGUCAUGCCUGGCCAUGCAAUCAUGAGUGAACAGGGAGUACAGGAGGGGACUUAGCACGCACCCCUGAGGGGCCCCCGUGUUGAGGAUCAGCGUGGCGGAUGUGUUGUUACCUACCCGUAACACCUGGGGGCGGCCCGUCAGGAAGUCCAGGAUCCAGUUGCAGAGGGAGGUGUUAAGUCCCAGGGUCCUUAGCUUAGUGAUGAGCUUUGAGGGCACUAUGGUGUUGAACGCUGAGCUGUAGUCAAUGAAUAGCAUUCUCACAUAGGUGUUCCUUUUGUCCAGGUGUGAAAGGGCAGUGUGUAGCGCAAUAGAGAUUGCAUCAUCUGUGGAUCUGUUGGGGAUGUAUGCAAAUUGGAGUGGGUCUAGGGUUUCUGGGAUAAUGGUGUUGAUCUAAGCCAUGACCAGCCUUUCAAAGCACUUCAUGGCUACAGAUGUGAGUGCUACGGGUCGGUAGUCAUUUAGGCAGGUUACCUUAGUGUUCUUGGGCACAGGGACUAUGGUGGUCUGCUUGAAACAACAUGUUGGUAUUACAGACUCAGACAGGGAGAGGUUGAAAAUGUCAGUGAAGACACUUGCCAGUUGGUCAGCGCAUGCUCGCAGUACACAUCCUGGUAAUCCGUCUGGCCUUGCGGCCUUGUGAAUGUUGACCUGUUUAAAGGUCUUACUCACAUCGGCUACGGAGAGCGUGAUCACACAGUCGUCCGGAACAGCUGAUGCUCUCAUGCAUGUUUCAGUGUUACUUGCCUCGACGCGAGCAUAGAAGUAAUUUAGCUCGUCUGGUAGGCUCGUGUCACUGGGUAGCUCGCGGCUGUGCUUCCCUUUGUAGUCUGUCAUAGUUUGCAAGCCCUGCCACAUCCGACGGAGCCGGUGUAGUACGAUUCGAUCUUAGUCCUGUAUUGACGCUUUUCCUGUUUGAUGGUUCGGCAGAGGGCAUAGCAGGAUUUCUUAUAAGCUUCUGGGUUAGAGACCCGCACCUUGAAAGCGGCAGCUUUACCCUUUAGCUCAGUGCGGAUGUUGCCUGUAAUCCAUGGCUUCUGGUUGGGGUAUGUACGUACAGUCACUGUGGGGACAACGUCAUCAAUGCACUUAUUGAUGAAGCCAGUGACUGAUGUGGUGUACUCCUCAAUGCCAUCGGAAGAAUCACGGAACAUAUUCCAGUCUGUGCUAGCAAAACAGUCCCGUAGCUUAGCAUCUGCUUCAUCUGACCACUUUUUUAUUGACCGAGUCACUGGUGCUUCCAGCUUUAGUUUUUGCUUGUAAGCAGGAAUCAGGAGGAUAGAAUCAUGGUCAGAUUUGCCAAAUGGAGGGCGAGGGAGAGCUUUGUACGUGUGUCUGUGUGUGGAGUAAAGGUGGUCUAGAGUUUUUUUCCCUCUGGUUGCAUGUUUAACAUGCUGGUAGAAAUAAGGUAAAACAGAUUUAAGUUUCCCUGCAUUAAAGUCCCCGGCCACUAGGAGCGCCGCCUCUGGAUGAGCGUUUUCCUGUUUGCUUAUAGCCGUAUACAGUUCAUUGACUGCGGUCUUAGUGCCAGCAUCGGUUUGUGGUGGUAAAUAGACAGCUACGAAGAAUAUACAUGUAAACUCUCUUGGUAGAUAGUGUGGUCUACAGCUUAUCAUGAGAUACUCUACCUCAGGCGAGCAAAACCUUGAGACUUCCUUAGAUAUCGUGCACCAGCUUUUGUUUACAAAUAUACAUAGACCGCCACCCCUUGUCUUACCAGAGGCUGCUGUUCUAUCCUGCCGAUACAGUGUAUAACCCGCCAUCUGUAUGUUAUUCAUGUCUUCGUUCAGCCACGACUCGGUUAAACAUAAGAUAUUACAGUUUUUAAUGUCCCGUUGGUAGGAUAUACGUGCCUUUAGUUCGUCCACUUCAUUAUCAAGCGAUUGUAAGUUGGUCAAUAGUAUCGAUGGCAAAAGCAGAUUAGCCACUCGUCGCCGGCUCCUUACCAGGCACCCCGAUCUCCUUCCGCGAUAUCUACUUUUCUUUCUACUGCGAAUGACGGGGAUGAGGGCCCUGUCGGGUGUCUGGAGCAAAUCCCUCUCGUCCGACUCAUUAAAUAAAAAUUAUUUGUCCAGUUCAAGGUGAGUAAUCGCUGUUCUGAUGUCCAGAAGCUCUUUUCGGUCAUAAGAGACGGUAGCAGCAACAUUAUGUACAAAAAGUUACAAACAAUACGAAAAAACACACAAAAUAGCACGGUUGGUUAAAAUUCCAUAAAACGGCAGCCAUCCGCUCCGGCGCCUUCUAACUUGUUUUCCUUUGCCUUUCUCCUGCAGUGCUGCCCUCAGCUGCCAGGAACACCCCCAGCCCCAUCGAUCCAGAGUCCAUUCAAGUUCCAGUGGGCUACGAGCCCGACCCUGCAGACCUGGCCCUGUCCAGCGUGCCCGGACAGGAGAUGUUUGACCCCCGAAAACGCAAGUUCGCCCCAGAGGAGCUCAAACCACAGCCCAUGAUCAAAAAGGCACGCAAGGUCUUCAUCCCUGAAGAUCUCAAGGUAACCUACCUGGAACCUACUUAUGUGGACGGUUCAAAGUCUUCGCCACUUGUUUGGCCAAAGACUUUAAGCACCAUGUUUUCUUAUGUUAUGUAAGCAGUAAGUGGACUUAUUCCACCUAAAUAACCAGAAGUAUUUUAAACCACAGUAUAAGGAGGAGCGUUGGCACAAACCCAAAACCGGCAGCAUUUUCAGGGAGGAUAGUGAGGAGGCGAACUUGGCCAGGAUUUAGAUUGACAGGUUUAGCCCUGGUCAUUCACCCUUAACCCGGGUCAUAUGAUGUCGUCGUUCAUCAGUUGUGGGAAGAUGUGUAUCACGUACUAUUUUGUUUGUUGAGGUAAGAUGGCUUCCUGCAGGGUGUAAAGGAUAUUGAAUGUGUCAGGCAGUUUUAAACAACAUUAUGGAAAUGUAAUGAGUGAAAAUGAUGACAGAUAAAACAAUAGGCCACAUUUGGAAUACUGUUUAUUACUCAGGUGAAUCACACAUAUUUUUACGAUACCACAGGUAGUGUGAAAAAAUUGGAAUCACAGCAGUGUGAUUCACCUCCCUUUCCAGGAUGACAAGUACUGGGCCAGACGCAGAAAGAACAACGUAGCAGCCAAGAGGUCACGGGAUGCCAGGCGACUGAAGGAGAACCAAAUUGCCAUCCGGGCUGGCUUCCUGGAGAAGGAGAACAGUGCGCUUCGCUCAGAGGUGGCCGACUUGAGGAAGGAGCUGGGCCGCACCAAGAACAUUGUGGCCAAAUACGAGGCUCGGCACGGGCCCCUGUGA
Coregonus sp. 'balchen' is the source of this 6347-nucleotide messenger RNA. Lineage: Eukaryota; Metazoa; Chordata; Actinopteri; Salmoniformes; Salmonidae. The record is from the annotation of a GenBank genome assembly.